AUGGAGCAAGAUCAAGAUAAGCGAAUGAUCCUCCAGCUUCUUCUGGAAGAUUUGGAUCACCUACAGAACAGGCAGAAAGGAAAGCAGGCUGCAGGAAAGGAAACAGACCUUGAAGUUGCCAUCGCGUGCUUGAGGGAGGAUAUUCGGUCCACACAGAUUUCCAUCGCGGAUGAGGUAUUGACGAUUAGCACGAGUACCGCAAUUGCCAUCGAUCAAAAGAUACUGGCAUCUUUCCAACGCCAGGAAAGGGUCGCUGAUCAGGACCGCCAAUUCGCUCUCGCUCUGAGCAAUGGAACCUCGACCUCUAAUCACAUUUCAAACCCCUCGGUGACAAGCAAGAUCACAUCGCCGGACGACGACGACGACGACGACGAUGAUGAUGAUGCCGUGUCCAUUGUCAUGGGAGAUCUCAUGGGCCGGAUGACUCUGAGUGACAAAGCAUAUAAUAACGGAGAAGGUUCAUCGCGCGUACAUCCACCUCGAGCAAGCAGCGUUAUGAGAGAAUGUGUUUCUUGCUUCACCAAAGUCAACGCCAUCAUAUUUAAGGGUGCCUGUGGCCACGGGUUUUGCCGGGACUGCACGAGACAGAUGUUCCUCGGCGCCAUCAAAGAUGAGGAGUUGUACCCGCCUCGUUGUUGCGGAAAUAUCAUUCCACCCGGGGUUGCCUUGAGAAUUCUUAACUACGAAGAGCUUCGAAACUUCAGUGAAAGAGCCAUUGAAUGGACUGCAAAGGAUCGUCUUUACUGUGCUGAGCCCACAUGCUCGAAGUUCAUUCCACCAUUUGCCAUCCAGCACGAGCACGGCACCUGCCCCGAAUGCCACCAGCAGACCCAUGUACCAUGCCGCUCGCUUGCCCAUCCUCGUGUCGAUUGCCCGAUGGAUGAACCCCUUUAUGCUGUGCUUGAAAUGGCGGAUACUGAAAAGUGGAGGAGAUGCUUCAACUGCCGAACCAUGGUAGAACUUCACCAUGGCUGCAACCAUAUGACCUGUCGUUGUGGGCGCGAGUUUUGCUAUGUGUGUGGCUUGGUUUGGAAGACAUGCGAAUGCCCACGUUGGCACGAGGAAAGACUUGAAGAACUGGCAAACCAAGCCGUAGAUGAAGAGGUUCCCGCGAACGUCAAUAUCCAAGUCCGCCAGAGGGCAUUUGACCGGAUAGUCGAAGACCUGCGGCAACACGAGGACAACGGUGUGAGGUCAGGAACCAUACUCUACCGGAGUACAUUUUUGUGUGCACCAGUUGCCGGAUGCGGGCCUGCAACCGUUGCCGGCGACACAGAUUGCGGUAGUUCCCUGUCGUUAAUCUUUGUUCCCAAGCUUGUUUCAUUGAAGAAGAGGCAGAGGAGGCGACUGAAGGACAGCUAA
This is a messenger RNA of Penicillium expansum, 1362 nucleotides long. RefSeq names its product BRcat and Rcat domain-containing protein. Gene Ontology annotation, cellular component: cytoplasm; ubiquitin ligase complex. The coding region runs from base 1 to 1362 and encodes 453 amino acids. The transcript is spliced from 3 exons. The record is from RefSeq and is a predicted model, not a curated record. Gene Ontology annotation, biological process: ubiquitin-dependent protein catabolic process; positive regulation of proteasomal ubiquitin-dependent protein catabolic process; protein polyubiquitination. Gene Ontology annotation, molecular function: ubiquitin conjugating enzyme binding; zinc ion binding; ubiquitin protein ligase activity. Lineage: Eukaryota; Fungi; Ascomycota; Eurotiomycetes; Eurotiales; Aspergillaceae.